Penicillium daleae is the source of this 831-nucleotide messenger RNA. Its product is annotated as Frag1/DRAM/Sfk1 family protein. The record is from RefSeq and is a predicted model, not a curated record. NCBI's taxonomy places the organism in Eukaryota, Fungi, Ascomycota, Eurotiomycetes, Eurotiales, Aspergillaceae. Gene Ontology annotation, cellular component: plasma membrane. The coding region runs from base 1 to 831 and encodes 276 amino acids. The transcript is spliced from 4 exons.
AUGUGGAUUAUCUCGUUCUGGGUCUUCCCCAUCAUAUCGGCCUGCAUGUGGCUUGCCAUGCUCAUCACUUUGCUCGCUGUCUGGCUUAGAGACGGAAAACCAGUUUACCCCAGCAUGGAUGACGGCCAGACUAUCGCGUUUAUUUCUGACGUGGGCGCGUUCGGGAUAAAACCGUUCUUCAUCACGGGCAGUGUCGUUACCAUCGUGUUUCUGGUUCUGGCGCUCCUGUCGGAGCGCUGGUUGCGCCAUGCCGGUCAAUUAGUUCCGAAUAAAGGCCUGUGGGACAAACUAUGUGCCAUUGCCUCGAUCCUCUUCGCAAUUGCUGGUGGCGCGGGCCUGAUCCUGUUGUCUAUCUUUGAUACGUUCCGCCACCAACAUUUGCACCACGGGUUCCUGAUCAUGUUCCUUGGCGGAUACAUCAUCAGCGCAAUUCUAAUCUGCGCCGAAUACCUCCGUCUCGGCCUGUCCUACCGCCGCCAACACCGCGUACUUCUAGCCAGCUUCAUGAUCAAGGCGACUUUCGUAAUCAUCGAAGUCGGACUAACCAUCGGCCUCGGCAUCUGCAUGAUUAGCAGCGAUUCAUCGAAAAAGAACCUUGGUGCUAUCCUCGAGUGGAUCGUUGCCUUAGUUUUCACCGGGUACAUCCUCUCGUUCGUCGUGGACUUGUUGCCGUCCGUUCGUACGCGCAAACGUGUACCCCAGGGUGAGAAGUAUGCUAGUAUGAUGACCAUCCCGCAUGGUAGCGGGGAGUCGCUACCACAUGCCUCGCUUGAGCAGCCAUUGACGACGGAUUCGAUGGGGCCGGGCUCUCGCCGCACUCAGUGCGUUUGA